This is a messenger RNA of Heteronotia binoei (common prickly gecko), 897 nucleotides long. RefSeq names its product mitochondrial ribosomal protein L35 (gene MRPL35). Bases 99 to 656 code for a protein of 185 amino acids. The transcript has 4 exons. Lineage: Eukaryota; Metazoa; Chordata; Lepidosauria; Squamata; Gekkonidae. Gene Ontology annotation, biological process: translation. The record is from RefSeq and is a predicted model, not a curated record. Gene Ontology annotation, cellular component: ribosome; mitochondrion. Gene Ontology annotation, molecular function: structural constituent of ribosome.
GCGCGGUUGCCAUGGCGACCCCGGGGCCGGGCCCUUGCGGAGAGGGCGGAGCCUGCGAGGGGUGAAGGCCCGCCCCCUGCUGGCCCGGCGGAGGCAAGAUGGCGGCCUGGGCGGCGCUGAGGCGCGGCGCGGCAGGGUUUUUGAGAUCCUUCUGUUCUUUGGCCCCUGUGCCUUUCAAUGGCGCACGCAAUAUCCACCCUGUUUCUGGGCUGUCUGGACUUUAUAUCCAGCCGGGGCAGUUGUUGGCAACAUCUGCUAAGAGAGCGCUUCUGUCUACUGGCAACAUUUCUUGUGGGCCUUCGGUCUCCAUUGUGAACAGCAUAACCCGCCUGCUGCCACCGAGUAUCCUCCAUCAGCAAGUGAGGACUCUUAUUCAGUUCAGUUUACGGAAAGGGAAAAGGAAAACCGUCAAGGCCGUGGUCCAUCGCUUUCUCCGACUGCACUGUGGCCUUUGGCUGAGAAGAAGGGCUGGUUAUAAGAAGAGGCUUUGGAAGAAAAGUGCUCGACGGAAGUGGCGCUUGAGGCAACAAGUGUUUUGCAAUAAAACUCAGUCCAAGCUCCUGGAUAAAAUGACCACUUCCUUUUGGAAGAGAAGAAACUGGUACGCCAACGAUCCCUUCCAGAAAUACCACGACCGUACAAAUCUACACUUGUAAAGUGUCAAAUGUACAUCAUUUCAAAUGACAUGAUCUUUGUAAGUUAAUCCAGAAACAGGUCACAUUGAUCACGUUUCCAUACAAGUGGACAGACAAUUUCCAUUAACAUACAAGCAGUGUGAAUGAGAUGAACUGUCCAAAGUGGGACGGGGGGCCUUGCUAAAGCCUCGUGCUUGAUAGAGCUGAAUGAUGUAAGUACCUGGCUCCAUCCGUUGUUUUCAAUAAAGCCCUCGAAAUACUA